AUGUCGUUGGAAUCAAAAGAAAAAACCUCUUCUUUACCUCCUGUUGAUCCACAAGUCAUCAAUUCCGCUUUGAAUGAGCUACAUUUAGAUGACGAUGAUUUAGAUACCACAGAUACUAAUCCAACUACUGUAUCUAACACUAACUCCGGGCGUAACCAUGCAAAUAAUAAUGGUCCAAGAUCAGAUGUAGGUAUCAUCAAAUCUACCAAUGCUAAUAUCUCAUCCGAUGUAGCUAAUGGCAUCUCUCAAUCUCCUCCAUUCAAUCCAUUACCUCAAAAUGGUUUGCAUAUGUUUCCUCCUCCUCAUCAUCACCAAGUCAUGGGUAUGAAUUUCGUUCCUUACUCACAAAUGAUGCCAAUGCCUCCUCCACAUGGUUUCCCUGGUGUUAAUUCACCAAAUAACGUGGGAGAUCCGUUAUGGCAAGAUACUGGUCUAGCUCAAAAUCCUGCUGCUGCUGAUGUAGCUGCCACUGAUGACACCGAAAAAAAUGUAUCUUCUUUCAGAAGACAAACUUUCCAUGCUAUUUCACAAAAUGAUUUAAUUGCCAUCUCAGGCACAACUGAAAACAUCACUGCAACUGGAAAUCCUGAAGAAAUACAAACCAGAACUCAAUCCAUUUCUUUGGAUAAUGAAUUUGCUGCUACCACAGCUGCUCAAGCCGUCGCAGGAACAACUGGUACUGUCGAAACUGUCGAGGGACAAGAUACAAAGAAUGGUCAACCAAAUAGUUCCAAUCCAUUCCCUGCUGCAGCUUAUCCAUACGGUGGUCCGUUGAUGCAACCAAAUUCUGUUAUUUCUGGUCAUCAUACUCCGAUCCCUUCACCAUUUCCUGGCGCUUAUGGGUUUACUUCUCCUUUCCAAUCCUUCUCACCAAUUGUUCAUCCUCAUUCUCCUAUCCCAAUGCACCAUCAUCAAAUGCAAUUCCCUCAAAAUCCUCAUCAAUUGAAUGAUCCAAGUGUUGAACCAAAGGCAACAAAUGAUGAAAAUGAUGAUAAAUUAGUUUCGAAACAAAACAGCAGUACUCCUCCUCCAUGGAUGUAUGGUAAUCCUCCAUUUGGUCAUAUGGUCCCACACCCUCAUGGUGUUCACCAUCCUCAUCAUUUGAUGAACCGUAACAAUAAAUUCCAUAAUGGUAAUAAGAACUCUUACGGAAGAAACAAGAAUGGUAACAGAAAUGGCUACAACGGAUAUCACCAACGUAAAAUGGAAGAUUCCUUAAUUUAUUCCAAUGCUACCUUAGAUCAAUUCAUUGGGGAAAUUUACUCUCUAUGUAAGGACCAGCAUGGCUGUCGUUUCUUACAAAAACAAUUGGACGUCAUGGGUGAAAACGCAGCUAAUGCUAUCUUCAAUGAAACUAAAGAACAUACUGUUGAAUUAAUGACUGAUUCGUUUGGUAAUUAUUUAAUUCAAAAAUUGUUAGAAAGAGUAACCGUCGAACAAAGACUAGAAAUAGCACAAAUUUCUGCCCCAUAUUUCGUUGAUAUUGCAUUAAAUCCUCACGGUACUAGAGCUUUACAAAAGUUAGUUGAAUGUGUCGGUACUGAAGAGGAAGCUCAACUUGUUGUUGAUUCAUUACAGCCAUCCAUUGUAGAGUUGAGCAAGGAUUUAAAUGGUAACCAUGUCGUUCAAAAAUGUUUGCAAAAAUUGGAUCCAACAUAUUUCCAAUUCAUUUUCGAUGCUGCUUCUCAAGAUUGUGUUGAUAUCGCUACUCAAAGACACGGGUGUUGUGUUUUGCAACGUUGUUUAGACCAUGGUAAUAAGGAUCAACGUCGUGGAUUAUGUGAAAUGUUGUUAAGCAAUAUAGAUCAAUUAAGUAUAGAUCCAUUUGGUAACUACGUAGUCCAGUACGUUAUAACUAAAGAAUCAGAAGAAAAAGCCUUUGACUACUCAUACAAGAUUGUGGAAGUCUUAAAACCUAAAGUCAAAGACUUAUCUUUACAUAAAUUUGGUUCUAAUGUUGUCGAAAAAAUUUUGAAAACCCCAGCUUUGUCAGAGCCUUUGAUUUUAGAAUUAUUGAAAAAUAAUGAUGAAUCUGAAAUUCAAAUGCUAUUGAACGAUAGUUACGGUAAUUAUGUUUUACAAACUGCUUUAGACGUUUCUCAUAGCACCAACCCUUCAUUGUACAAAAGAUUAUCGGAUAUUGUUUCACCAUUAUUAGUUGGCCCUAUCAGAAAUACUCCUCAUGGUAGAAGAAUAAUUAACAAAUUAAACAUGACAUAA
This is a messenger RNA of Vanderwaltozyma polyspora DSM 70294, 2220 nucleotides long. RefSeq names its product Puf4p (gene PUF4). NCBI's taxonomy places the organism in Eukaryota, Fungi, Ascomycota, Saccharomycetes, Saccharomycetales, Saccharomycetaceae. Bases 1 to 2220 code for a protein of 739 amino acids. Gene Ontology annotation, cellular component: cytoplasm. Gene Ontology annotation, molecular function: mRNA binding. The transcript has a single exon. The record is from RefSeq and is a predicted model, not a curated record. Gene Ontology annotation, biological process: post-transcriptional regulation of gene expression.